CUUUCACAGGCUGCUGAAUCAGGAAUAAUAAAAGUGAAAACCAUUGCUGCGCGGAACACUGAUAUUUUGGCAGCACUGAAAGAGAACAGCUCAGAGGUAGUUCAGCCUUUUCUAAUGGGUUGUGGAACAAAGGAACCAAAGAUCACUCAGCUGUGUCUAGCUGCCAUACAGAGGCUCAUGUCCCAUGAAGUUGUUUCAGAGGCUGCAGCGGGAAACAUUAUUAAUAUGCUUUGGCAACUGAUGGAAAAUAGUCUUGAAGAACUUAAAUUGCUCCAGACAGUUCUUGUACUUCUAACAACUAAUACAGUUGUGCAUGAUGAAGCACUGUCCAAGGCAAUUGUACUUUGUUUUCGAUUGCACUUCACAAAAGACAAUAUCACAAAUAACACUGCGGCAGCUACAGUGCGGCAGGUAGUUACCGUUGUAUUUGAGAGAGUGGUUGCUGAAGAUGAACGACACAAAGAUAUUAUUGACCAGCCAGUUGCAAUUCAAGGAAAUAGUAACAGAAGAUCUGUCAGUACACUGAAGCCAUGUGCGAAAGACGCCUAUAUGCUUUUUCAGGAUCUUUGUCAGUUAGUUAAUGCUGAUGCUCCUUACUGGCUCGUGGGUAUGACAGAAAUGACCCGGACCUUUGGCCUUGAACUUCUUGAGUCAGUCCUCAAUGACUUUCCACAAGUAUUUUUACAACAUCAGGAGUUCAGUUUUCUCCUUAAGGAAAGGGUAUGCCCUCUUGUUAUAAAGCUCUUCUCUCCAAAUAUCAAAUUCAGGCAAGGUUCCAGCACAUCAUCUUCCCCAGCACCAGUGGAAAAACCAUACUUCCCCAUCUGUAUGCGUUUGCUGAGAGUAGUUUCUGUUUUGAUUAAGCAGUUUUACAGUUUGCUGGUAACAGAAUGUGAAAUCUUUCUGUCAUUGCUGGUUAAGUUUCUGGAUGCAGACAAACCACAGUGGCUAAGAGCUGUUGCAGUAGAAUCUAUUCACAGGCUUUGUGUGCAGCCUCAGCUAUUAAGGUCCUUUUGUCAAUCAUAUGAUAUGAAGCAACAUUCCACUAAAGUUUUUCGUGAUAUUGUGAAUGCACUGGGGUCCUUCAUCCAGUCACUGUUUCUUGUACCAAGCACAGGGAACGCAUCAGCAACACCAAACCAGACUGGAAGCAAUGCAUCGGGGAAUACUGGCUCGGCACAAACUAACCCUGGAGUGCUUGGAAUGGGAGGAGGUGCAACUGUGUUACCUGCUUUUGAGUACAGAGGCACUUGGAUACCUAUCCUGAAUGUAACAGUACAAGGCAGCGCUAAAGCUACCUAUUUGGAAAUGCUGGACAAAGUAGAGCCACCUACGAUUCCUGAAGGCUAUGCCAUGUCAGUGGCGUUUCACUGUUUACUGGAUCUUGUCCGUGGUAUCACGACCAUGAUUGAAGGAGAGCUGGGAGAGGCAGAAACUCUCACUCAAACCACAACAGAGACAACUUCAUUACCUGCACAGCCUUCAGAGCAGCAAGACUUGCAGUCUGUAUCUGACCAAUCAGAGAAAGAACUAGUUAGCAGAGCUGUCUGGGAAGAAAUGGUGAAUGCUUGUUGGUGUGGUCUUCUGGCUGCUUUAUCCCUCCUACUUGAUGCAAGCACUGACGAAGCUGCCACUGAAAACAUUCUAAAAGCAGAAUUGACCAUGGCUGCACUUUGUGGAAGACUGGCUCUUGUAACAUCAAGAGAUGCCUUUAUAACUGCAAUUUGCAAAGGAUCCUUGCCUCCUCACUAUGCCCUUACUGUAUUAAACAGCACAACUGCAGCUCUGUCCAGCAAAUCAUAUUCCAUUCAGGGGCAGAAUGUUCAAAUGAUCAGUCCCUCAAGCGAGUCUCAUCAGCAGGUUGUAGCAGUAGGACAACCCUUAGCUCUUCAGCCACAGGGUACAGUAAUGCUGACUUCAAAAAAUAUCCAGUGUAUGAGGACAUUACUCAACUUAGCUCACUGCCAUGGAGCCGUUCUUGGUACAUCGUGGCAACUUGUCUUGGCUACUCUUCAGCAUCUUGUGUGGAUUCUGGGACUGAAGCCUGGUGUUGGGGGUGCAUUGAAACCUGGAAGAGCUGUAGAAGGGCCCAGCACAGUUCUGACUACAGCAGUUAUGACUGAUCUGCCAGUUAUAUCCAACAUACUUUCAAGGCUUUUUGAAAGCUCACAGUACCUUGAUGAUGUGUCUUUACAUCACUUAAUAAACGCCCUUUGCUCUUUGUCUCUGGAAGCCAUGGAUAUGGCCUAUGGAAACAAUAAGGAACCAUCACUUUUUGCUGUUGCUAAAUUACUGGAGACAGGACUAGUUAACAUGCACAGGAUUGAGAUUCUUUGGAGACCUCUGACCGGUCAUCUUCUGGAGGUCUGUCAGCAUCCAAACUCCAGAAUGAGAGAAUGGGGAGCAGAAGCUUUAACUUCUCUCAUUAAAGCAGGGCUGACAUUCAGCCAUGAUCCUCCAUUAUCUCAGAAUCAGAGACUGCAGUUGCUUUUAUUGAAUCCACUAAAAGAACUGUCAAACAUUAGUCAUCCUGAUAUCAGGAUCAAGCAGUUGGAAUGUGUGCUACAGAUUUUGCAGAGUCAGGGUGACAGCUUAGGACCGGGUUGGCCACUGGUGCUUGGAGUCAUGGGGGCAAUCCGAAGCGAUCAGGGAGAGUCCUUAAUACGGACUGCGUUCCAGUGUCUUCAGUUGGUUGUGACAGACUUUCUUCCAACAAUGCCAUGCACUUGUCUACAGAUAGUUGUUGAAGUUGCAGGAAGCUUUGGACUUCACAAUCAAGAGCUAAAUAUUAGCUUAACUUCAAUUGGUUUGUUGUGGAAUAUUUCAGAUUAUUUUUUCCAAAGAGGUGAAAUAAUUGAAAAGGAGCUAAACAAAGAAGAAGCACUGUUACAAAAACAGGCAGAAGAAAAGGGAGUGAUGCUGAAUAGACCUUUUCAUCCUGCACCACCAUUUGACUGUCUGUGGUUAUGCCUCUACGCUAAACUUGGAGAACUGUGUGUGGAUCCCCGACCUGCAGUCAGAAAGAGUGCUGGCCAGACACUGUUUUCUACUAUUGGUGCUCAUGGGACUUUAUUGCAACAUUCAACGUGGCACACAGUAAUAUGGAAGGUUUUAUUUCACCUGUUGGAUAGGGUUCGAGAAUCUUCUACCACAGCUGACAAGGAGAAGAUUGAAUCAGGAGGCGGCAACAUUCUCAUCCACCAUUCAAGGGAUACGGCUGAGAAACAGUGGGCUGAGACAUGGGUAUUAACACUGGCUGGAGUUGCAAGAAUAUUUAACACUCGGAGAUACUUACUGCAGCCUUUAGGAGAUUUUUCCCAUGCCUGGGAUGUUCUUCUUGAUCACAUCCAAUCGGCAGCACUCAGCAAAAAUAAUGAAGUUUCCUUGGCUGCUCUGAAAAGCUUCCAGGAGAUCUUACAAAUCGUUUCUCCUGUCCGAGACUCGGAGAAGCCCGACACACCACCUGCCAUCAAUGUUUCUGUACCCGUGGUGGUAGGGACAACAACUGCCACAAGUCUUGGCAGAUCCUUCAUGAGAACUGACUCCAUAGGAGAAAGAAUAGGAAGAUACAACGGAUCUGAACCCCCUGUAAUAACAGAUGAGAUUGAAGAUUUGAAUCUUUGGUGGGCAGCCUGGAACAGCUGGUAUAGGAUUGGUUCAGAAAGUACAAGGCCUCCAAUUACUUGUGAUAAAUUGACUUUCAUUCCCAGCCAGCCUUUUCUUACAGCUUUAAUUCAAAUAUUCCCAGCUCUUUACCAACACAUCAAAACUGGUUUCAGCAUGGAUGAUCUCCAAAAGCUGGGUGUCAUUUUGCACGGUGCUGUUUCAGUUCCAAUCAGUUCUGAUGCCUCCCCUUUCAUCCUCCCAUCUUACACUGAAGCAGUUUUGACAAGUUUACAGGAAGCGGUGCUCACAGCUUUAGAUGUUUUACAAAAGGCUAUAUGUGUGGGCUCAGAAAGCAUGCAGAUAAUGUAUCCUGCAAUCUUCGACCAGCUGUUGGCCUUUGUAGAAUUUUCCUGCAAGCCUCCCCAGUAUGGACAGCUGGAAACAAAGCACAUUGCAAAUGCAAAGUAUAAUCAGAUACAACUAUUUGCACCGGCGGAAUGGGUAGCAUUGAAUUAUGUACCAUUUGCUGAGAGAUCCUUGGAAGUUGUUGUGGACUUAUACCAAAAGACAGCUUGCCAUAAAGCUGUGGUAACGGAGAAGGUUCUUCAGAACAUUAUCAAGACACUAAGAAUACCUCUCAGUCUGAAAUAUUCCUGUCCUUCUGAAAGCACAUGGAAGCUGGCUGUUUCCUCUCUUCUCAGAGUUCUCUCUAUCGGACUACCUGUUGCGAGGCAGCAUGCAUCCUCUGGAAAAUUCGACAGUAUGUGGCCAGAGCUAGCAAAUACUUUUGAAGACUUUUUAUUCACCAAAAGUACACCGCCUGAUAAUCUCUCGAUUCAAGAAUUUCAGAAGAAUGAGAGUAUUGAUGUUGAGGUGGUGCAGCUUAUCAGCACAGAGAUACUGCCGUAUGCUAAUUUUAUUCCUAAGGAAUUUGUUGGUCAGAUAAUGACUAUGCUCAAUAAAGGCUCAAUACAUUCUCAGUCAUCCUCCUUUACAGAAGCUGAAAUAGAUAUUCGAAUGAGAGAGGAGUUUUCUAAGGUGUGUUUUGAAACACUGCUCCAGUUUUCAUUCAGUAAUAAAGUCACAACUCCUCAGGAAGGCUACAUCUCCAGAAUGGCGCUUUCUGUGCUCCUGAAAAGGUCACAGGAUGUAUUGCAUCGCUACAUAGAGGAUGAGAGAUUGAGUGGCAAAUGUCCUCUUCCACGGCAACAAGUAACAGAAAUCAUAUUUGUUUUAAAAGCUGUCAGUACUCUCAUAGAUUCACUUAAAAAAACUCAACCUGAAAAUGUUGAUGCUAACACAUGGGCACAAGUUAUUGCCUUGUACCCGACUUUAGUAGAAUGUAUCACCUGCUCCUCCUCAGAAGUGUGCUCUGCUCUGAAAGAGGCACUGGUUCCCUUUAAGGACUUCAUGCAUCCACCAGCAUCCAAGGUACAGAACGGAGAGUCUUGACCCCAUAAAACAUUUUAUUUUUUUUAAUUUUUGAUGGAAAAACAGUAUCCAAAAAUGUUUGUUCCCGGGUGAAGUUUCUCUGAGGAAAUCUCUUGUGACUAGUACUUUGGCAACCAACCCGUGCUGACUGCCUUUUAACUGUACUAACAAGAGCUCAGUAAUUCAUUCAUGCAGGCUAUAUCUCCAAGGUUCCAGAGUGAGUAGCAGUGCAAACCUGUAAUAAACUUAACUGAAUAGUUGGAAUCCUUUAUAAUCUAAUGUACUUGCUACAGUAUCUUGAAGUGGUGAUUGAAAAGUGGGCUUAUGUACAGCUUGUUGUGUAUGUGUUAAUGAUGUAAUUAAAAAUAUUUCAAUUCAGUCAGAUUUAUUAGGCUGGUGUUUUGCACCCUUUUUUUGAAGUACAAAUUGUACUAAAAUUUUAUGCAAGAUGGUACUGUAACAUUCCAUAUAUCUGUAACCAGCCUUUGUAAACAAAGGGAACUGAUAUACUUGUGUGUAUAAUAAAUGGUACAGUUCUGUAUAAAAUAGUUGCAUUUAUUAUUUAAAUUCUUUUUAAAAUAUUGAUAAUGUUAAAUGCUUGAAAAUGUAUUUAUUAUGAAUAAGUUGUGUGCUUGCAUUUUUACUUACUGUUUGCCUUCUGAAUUGCCAGAUAUGCUCAUUCAUAUCUGAUCAUGUUGUUAGUUUUUGCUUAAUUGAAUGUAUCUUCUCUGUGGUCACUGGUCAUCUAAGGAAGGGUCAUAUGGAAAAAGAUGGCAGCGAGCAGGCAGUAGUCUGCUGGUCUCAAACUUCAAAGUAGUUGACCUGAAAUAAGUUUGAAUAUGCAGAAAUCUACUGUAGCACUUCAACACUACCAUACCUCACUUCAUAAGAGAUUUGUUUCAAGAUGGUUGUUCUACGCAACUCUAUCCAUUUUUGUAGUUGCAGCCUUGCUUUAAAAAAAAAAUACAUAUUUGAGGAUUAUUAGCCUUUUUUGACCUUCUUGGCAGGGAUUACAGUCUUCGAAUCAUGACCCAAGAAAGGUGAUUUCAAAUAUCUGAAAUACUUGGCUGUAAUAUUUUGUUCAAGAAUUUUAAGUGCUUUGUUUUGUAAUAUCUUUUCAAGCCAAACAGAUUGUUCUAAUCUUUUAGUUAUAAACUGUGUCUGAUAUAAAACCAUGAGAAGUGUAUUUUUGAAGAUAGGCACUCAUUAGAAGUGCAGUAAAAUUUGUCAUACGUAAAUGUGAAUUUGUUUCACGUAAUACACAAUCAAAGCAAACCACUUUUAUUAGUAUUGUUUUUAAAGUUUGUGACUUGCACUUAAACUCUUACUAUUCAAUCAUUAAUUAUUAUUUCAAUAAUGUUUCACCUGUAUUCACAUAUUUUUAACCUAUGAUGUGAAAGCACAAAGGCCAAA
Messenger RNA from Mesitornis unicolor (brown roatelo), 6450 nucleotides. It is a transcript of the gene MON2, whose product is annotated as MON2 homolog (S. cerevisiae). The transcript is spliced from 34 exons. The record is from RefSeq and is a predicted model, not a curated record. Lineage: Eukaryota; Metazoa; Chordata; Aves; Mesitornithiformes; Mesitornithidae. The coding region runs from base 115 to 5058 and encodes 1647 amino acids.